This is a messenger RNA of Coregonus sp. 'balchen', 5379 nucleotides long. Lineage: Eukaryota; Metazoa; Chordata; Actinopteri; Salmoniformes; Salmonidae. The record is from the annotation of a GenBank genome assembly.
CUCCAGACAACCAACGCCCCAGGAGAAAUGUAUAUUGUUUGGUAAAUUAAGUCUAUUCUAUUGGAAAUCUUUUUUUUUUUUUUGGGGGGGGGGGGGGGGGGUGGCAUAGGCUACUUGUUUCUUAAAUCGUUUGUAACGUGUGUGAUGAAUGAAUGUUGUUUUAAUUGACGGCAAUAGCCUAUGAAAGAUACUUUUUUUUAUAUAUAUAUGGGUGUAUUCAUUAGUGCACACCGUAGCAAACCACAGCAAAACGUUUUGCAACAAAGACGUGAGUUUCUUAGUAGGCUACUAUUUUAGAGGAGGCUAAAUCGUUUUAAACAUAACAUAACAAUAAUCCACAUAUUUUUUUAGACAUAACAAUAAUCCAUAUCUUAAAAUGCUUUCAAUUUCACAGAUGUUGAAUCCUUAGGCACAGCAUGGGUUGGAAACUCCUCUACAGUCUCUUUACAUUGAUGGUUGGCCUUCUUGGUACGUUUUUCCUAAAUUAAUCAUUUUAGAUACAGUAUGUUAUUUUUUGUGUAAACUGGCCUCUUGAUCAACAUCAUUGGGUGUGUUCACUGUAUUAGCCUAAUAUCAAAUAUGUUGAUGAUUUAGUUUGGCUACAAAUAUGUAAACCUGAUAAUCCUUGUAUAUCUUUGCUUCCCGACAGUUUCCACUGAAUGCCCCUCGAUCAGUAAUGGUAUCAUUCUUAAAACUGUGAAUUUGAAGAACACUGUCAAUCUCCCUUGCAAUGCAACCUGUGACAUUGGCAUCGUUUGGAAGAUUUUGGAUGGUCAGGUCGUUGCCAAGAUUGAUCAAGGAAAAUUAAUUCAAGGAAACACCUUUGAGAAGAGGGUGAAAAUCAACAACGACCUCUCUCUCACAAUCAUCUCUGCUGUGUACAAUGACAAGGGUUUAUAUGAGUGUAUCUGUCAUACGCGUACUGUUGCAGAUGUACACCUAGAUGUUCUGGGUAAGUUGAAGAGACUUGACGAAACUUUACAAAUUGAAUGUUGACUGGGAACAAGAACUAUGACUACUUUACUCAGGGAUAGAUUUGAAGAGUUUAUUUCCAAAACGCUAUACCCAACAGUUUUUUCAUAAGAAAUUAAUGGUUAUGGGUACCUUCAUGUGUGUGUAAAAUAUUACUGUUCUCAGAUUUUUUUAUCCAUAGAUGUGUAUGAAAAUGUUAUUUUUGCAAAAUGCUAUAUAUCCAUUGUUUAGCUGGAAUGGAAUGAUAUGUGAUUGUCUCACCUACACCUAGGUAUCUUAAAGGGACACUUUGGGAUUUUGGCAUUGAUGUCUCUGUGUCCAGUAUGAAGGAAGUUAGAGGUAGUUCUGCGAGCCAAUGCAAACGCUAUAUAUCCGCCUCUCAGAGAAAUAAGUAGUUCUACUAUGUUUUACAGUCAAAUGUAACAAAGAACUACAUUUUUUUAAACAAAAAAAUUACAAAUUCAUUAAUUUGUGACAUCAGUAUUUAAAAAUAAUAACAAUACAGUAAUAUGAGAUCUGUACGUAAAACAUUUACAUGUAACAUUUUAGUGAUUUAGCAGAUACUCUUAUCCAGAGCAACUUACAGUAAGUGCAUUCAUCUUAAAGGGAUACUUCGGGAUUUUGGCAAUGAGUCAGAUUAAUUUAUGUCUCUGUGUGCAGUUUGAAGGAAGUUGCUAACUAGCGCUAGCGCAAACUAGUGUUAGCACAAUGACUGCUAGCAGAUACCCAUAGACUUCCAGUCAAUGCUCUAAUGCUAGUUUGCGCCAGCGCUAGUUAGCAACUUCCUUCAAACUGCACGCAGAGACAUAAAAAUGGUAUCCACGAGUUCAUCUGACUCAUUGCCAAAAUCCCGAAGUAUCCCCGCCCUUACUGUAAGUUGCUCUGGAUAAGAGCAUCUGCUAAAUGACUAAAAUGUUCAAUGUAAAUGUUUUACGUACAGAUCUCAUAUUACAUUAUUGAAUUGCCACAAAUUCAUUUAUUUGUAAUUUUUUUUAUAAAAAAUGUCGUGUUUUGUUAAAUUUGACUGUAAAACAAAGUAGUACUACUUAUUUCUCUGAGAGGCGGAUAUAUAGCGUUUUGCAAAAAAACAUGAUUAUUUGUCUCUGAAGUGAAACCAUCCAGUGAUAUAUUUUAAACAAAUACAUGUGUGUCAUUGAACAACCCCAUGCCAUGGUUAAAUAGUGAAAAAACACACCAAUAUCUUUCUUAAUUUCGAAUUACAAUAAAAGCCAAUUUACCAACAUUUCUGAAAUUGAUAUAUAGCGUUUUGGAAUGAAACUCUUCAUUUAUGGAUGGAUUUGCAAUUGUUACAAUAUUGUAAUAUUUGCCAGACCACUGUUUAUCUAAAGUCAAUGUGUAAUUCCAACUCUACAUACUGUUGAUUUGUGUUUUAGAGUUGUGAUCAAUGGUCAUAAUAGUGUAAUAUCAUUCUGUUCUGUAAUUCUGUCUAUUCAUCUCACUUCCUUCAUCCUCCACUCCUCUCCUUUUGCCUUCACACUACUCUAACCUUAACCCCCCCCCAGCACCUUCUCUCUAACCUUACCCCCCCAGCACCUUCUCUCUAACCUUAACCGCCCCAGCACCUUCUCUCUAACCUUAACCCCCCCAGCACCUUCUCUCUAACCUUAACCCCCCAGCACCUUCUCUCUAACCUUAACCCCCCCAGCACCUUCUCUCUAACCUUACCCCCCAGCACCUUCUCUCUAACCUUAACUCCCCCCAGCAACUUCUCUCUAACCUUAACACCCCCAGCAUUUUCUCUCUAACCUUAACCCCCCCAGCACCUUCUCUCUAACCUUACCCCCCCAGCAUCUUCUCCCUAACCUUGACCCCCCCAGCACCUUCUCUCUAACCUAAACCCCCAGCACCUUCUCUCUAACCUUAACCCCCCCAGCACCUUCUCUCUAACCUUAACCCCCCCAGCACCUUCUCUCUAACCUUACCCCCCCAGCAUCUUCUCCCUAACCUUGACCCCCCCAGCACCUUCUCUCUAACCUAAACCCCCAGCACCUUCUCUCUAACCUUAACCCCCCCAGCACCUUCUCUCUAACCUUACCCCCCCAGCACCUUCUCUCUAACCUAAACCCCCAGCACCUUCUCUCUAACCUUAACCUCCCCAGCACCUUCUCUCUAACCUUAACCACCCCCCAGCAUCUUCUCGCUAAGCUUAACUCCCCCCAGCACCUUCUCUCUAAUCUUACCCCCCCACCCCCCAGCACCUUAUCUCUAACCUUACCCCCCCAGCACCUUCUUUCUAACCUUAACCCCUCCAGCACCUUCUUUCUAACCUUAACCACCCACCCAGCACCUUCUCUCUAACCUUAACCACCCACCCAGCACCUUCUCUCUAACCUUACCCCCCCAGAACCUUCUCUCUAACCUUAACCUCCCCAGCACCUUCUCUCUAACCUUAACCCCCCCAGCACCUUCUCUCUAACCUUACCCCCCAGCACCUUCUCUCUAACCUUAACCUCCCCAGCACCUUCUCUCUAACCUUAACCUCCCCAGCACUUUCUCUCUAAGCUUAACCACCCCAGCACCUUCUCUCUAAGCUUAACCACCCCCCAGCACCUUCUCGCUAAGCUUAACUCCCCCCAGCACCUUCUCUCUAAGCUUAACCACCCCCCAGCACCUUCUCUCUAACCUUAACCUCCCCAGCACCUUCUCUCUAAGCUUAACCACCCCCCAGCACCUUCUCUCUAACCUUAACCUCCCCAGCACCUUCUCUCUAAGCUUAACCACCCCCCAGCACCUUCUCGCUAAGCUUAACUCCCCCCAGCACCUUCUCUCUAACCUUAACCUCCCCAGCACCUUCUCUCUAAGCUUAACCACCCCCCAGCACCUUCUCGCUAAGCUUAACUCCCCCCAGCACCUUCUCUCUAACCUUAACCCCCCCCAGCUCCUUCUCUCUCCUCUUCUCCCCCCAGUCUGUUAAUUGUCAUACAUGCCAUGUAGACCUAUAUCUAAUCCAAUUGCUUUCAUAAUGGCACACCAUUCAAGGCCCACCCCUCUUCUCUCUUCUCAUUUAACAGUCCCGACAGAAAUAUCAGCUCACGUCAGAGAUAAUGUCACGCUUCACUGCUAUGGCUCGACCAAUAAGCAGGCGACCAAUGGUGAGAUGCAUGUGCAGUGGGAUAAAGAUGGACAGACUGUGCUGAAGAUUGACCCGACCAAUACUACCUAUGGCCCUGGAUUCAUAAACAGGACAUCAGUAAACAGGGAUGGUUACAGAGAGGGUGACCUCUCCCUCACCAUCACCAAUGUACACUCGUCUGACCAGGGGACCUACCUGUGCUUCUUCAACCGUCAUAGUGAUCCAGGAUAUCCACAUGGAGUCACUCUCACUGUUAAAGGUGGGAUGUCUAGUGAAUGCAUUGCUCACCUAAGGUUUUGAAUUUAUAUUCACUUUUUAAUGUAUAAACAUUCUUUGUCUUAUUAUUUUACAUCCUAUUCAUUUAGCAGACGCUCUUAUCCAGAGCGACUUACAGGAGCAAUUAGGGUUAAGUGCCUUGCUCAAGGGCACAUUGACAGAUUUCACCUAGUCAGCACGGGGAUUCGAACCAGCAAUCUUUCGGUUGCUGGCCCAACUCUUAACCGCUAGUCUACCACCCAGCCCAUGAUCAGCAUUAUCAUAGUAGUAGAUGUAGUGUUAGUGUAAUAAUUCAAGAGAAUAGUAUUUAGUCAUGGUAGUCUUGCUGUUCUGUAUUGUUGUCUGGGUUAGUUGAGAUUAUAAACUGGGUGGUUCGAGCCCUGAAUGCUGAUUGGCUGACAGCCGUGGUAUAUCAGCCUAAGAUCAGGCCUUAGCCGUGGUAUAUUGGCUAUAUACAGCACCACACCCCCUCAGGCCUUAUUGCUUCAGUAUAAUAUUGUCUUCAUAUCCCUUAUCUUUGCCCCACUAACACUACUGUUUUCUAUCUUUGUGUGUUUGUCUGUGUUUCUCUAGAAAACCGUUUGGAGUCUACAACGAAUGAGACAACUACAACGAGUGAGACAAGUGGAAGGAGUAGGUUGCCAUUAGUGGUAUGUCUAGUAGUAUGUCUAGUCAUUUGUGUGUUAGUAUUAGUGGUGAUCUGCAAGAGUAAGCAGAGACCUCCAACCAUGGACGACACGAUCACUGGAACAGAGGAUAAUGCAAUGGUUACCCUAGGACCACUACGUCUUUCCACCGAGGAGACCCCUCUUCCUGCUCCAGUCCAGGAAAGCGAACCAGUGACCACUGACAGACAGAAGAGUUCCGAUGAUCAUCCUGAUGAGAACAUGUGCCCCGAAAGAGUGGGACAUAUUCAUGAGGAUGAGCUCCCUGUCAUGAGGAUGGAACACACAGAGGAGGAAGAGGAGGCCCUCCAUCUCCCCGUGACUGAAAGUGGGACACUGCUAGAGCAGAAGAAGAGUAACACAGGGAGUUGA